AUGUCUGACAAGAAAGAAACUCCUCCCACCAAUCAGCCCCCCGCUGCCCCCACCACUUCCAACAAGGUCGGAAAGCGCAAGCGCCAGCGACCCCGUCCCCCCCCCCCGCGAAAGGAGCUUGAAAAAGUUCUUGCCUCCGGUGCAGAUGCUGCGUCUGGUGCCGCCCCUGCGUCUAGCACUGGCCCUGCAGAAUCCUCCACGCCUCCCGCUGCCUCCACCACCGCUGCCUCCACCUCUGCGCCCAAUGUAGGCAACACUGGUGUCGCCGUUCCCGCGGUGGGCCUCGCCCACCAUACCACUAUUGCUUCGUUGGUCCCCGAACUACAGUUGAUGGACGACGAAACCACCGCGCUGGCUAGAUAUCUCCCGGAUCUCAUCACUGCUUUUGUUCAUGGCCGCAGGAUUACCUUGAAGGUACCCUGA
Messenger RNA from Penicillium mononematosum, 423 nucleotides. RefSeq lists its product as uncharacterized. The coding region runs from base 1 to 423 and encodes 140 amino acids. The record is from RefSeq and is a predicted model, not a curated record. NCBI's taxonomy places the organism in Eukaryota, Fungi, Ascomycota, Eurotiomycetes, Eurotiales, Aspergillaceae. The transcript has 6 exons.